Messenger RNA from Impatiens glandulifera, 5810 nucleotides. RefSeq names its product callose synthase 12-like. Gene Ontology annotation, molecular function: 1,3-beta-D-glucan synthase activity. The record is from RefSeq and is a predicted model, not a curated record. The transcript has 4 exons. NCBI's taxonomy places the organism in Eukaryota, Viridiplantae, Streptophyta, Magnoliopsida, Ericales, Balsaminaceae. Gene Ontology annotation, biological process: (1->3)-beta-D-glucan biosynthetic process. Bases 175 to 5520 code for a protein of 1781 amino acids. Gene Ontology annotation, cellular component: plasma membrane; 1,3-beta-D-glucan synthase complex.
GUAAGAGAGAGAAAAAAAAGAAAAAAGAAAGAAAGAGAGAGAGACCUUCUUCUCCGUUUCAACUUUCAUUGAUGCUUACACGAACCAGGUGAACCGGACCGGACCGUCUCUCCCAGCUCAUCAUCAUCAUCUCUCUCUCCGCCAUUUCUUCUCUUCAACUAAGAUCGGAACUCUAUGAGCCUCCGCCAGCGUCCUCCGCCGGCGGUGGGCGGUCAACCGCCGUACGGAUCGAACAGGUCUCGGAAUCCACAACAGGAUGUUUCUGAAGAAGCCUACAAUAUUAUCCCCAUUCAUAACCUACUCGCUGACCAUCCUUCUCUUAGAUACCCCGAGGUACGCGCUGCCGCCGCAGCACUACGCGCCGUCGGUGAACUAAGGAAACCGCUUUUCGUGCAAUGGACUGAUGAGAUGGAUCUCCUUGACUGGCUCGGUGCGUUCUUUGGUUUCCAGCGUGAUAACGUGAGGAAUCAGAGGGAACAUUUAGUCCUUCACCUGGCUAACUCUCAGAUGCGACUCCAACCGCCGCCUGAUAACAUUGACUCCUUGGACCCCGCGGUUCUACGACGGUUUCGCCGUAAGCUACUCAAGAAUUAUACUGCCUGGUGCUCUUAUCUUGGCAGGAAAUCUAAUAUCUGGAUCUCUGAAAACGCUCGUCGUGACUCAGACCACCGUCGUGAACUUCUCUAUGUGUCUUUGUUUCUUCUGAUUUGGGGUGAGUCUGCUAAUCUUCGGUUUGUUCCUGAAUGUAUUUGCUAUAUAUUUCAUCAUAUGGCCAUGGAAUUGAAUAGAAUUCUAGAGGAUUAUAUAGAUGAGAACACAGGUCGGCCUGCUGAGCCAUCUAUUUCAGGUGAGAAUGCGUUUCUUAACAAGGUUGUGAAACCGAUAUACGAUACCAUUAGCGCUGAGGUAGAGAAUAGUAAGAACGGUACUGCACCUCACUCGGCUUGGCGAAACUAUGACGACAUUAACGAGUAUUUCUGGAGUAAAAGGUGUUUUGAGAAAUUGAAGUGGCCAUUUGAUUUAGGUAGCAACUUCUUUGUCACUACAAGCAAGGGAAGGGGUGUUGGUAAAACCGGGUUUGUUGAGCAGAGAUCAUUCUGGAACUUAUUUCGUAGUUUUGAUAAGCUAUGGAUUAUGUUGAUUUUGUUUCUUCAGGCAUCCAUCAUUACUGCUUGGGAUCAGGAUGAGUUUCCUUGGCAGGCAUUGCGUAGAGAAGAGGUUCUGAUUCGUAUUCUGUCUGUGUUUAUAACUUGGAGUGGAUUAAGAUUUCUUCAAUCAAUUCUUGAUGCUGGGAUGCAAUACAGUCUUGUGUCAAGAGAGACCUUGUCACAUGGAGUUAGAUUGGUUUUGAAGAUUAUGGUUGCUGCGGGAUGGAUUAUUGUUUUCAGUGUCUUUUAUUCUAGAAUUUGGAAACAAAAGAAACUUGGCCGUCAGGCCAGAAACAGUAUUGUUAACUUCCUUGAAGUUGUAGUGGUUUUCCUCGUUCCAGAAAUCCUCGCACUUGCUUUCUUUAUUAUACCAUGGAUAAGGAAUCUUGCCGAGAACAAGAACUGGAGGAUCUUCUAUUUUUUGACAUGGUGGUUUCAGAGUCGGACAUUUGUUGGUCGUGGCCUCAGAGAAGGACUCGUCGACAAUAUCAAGUACUCUCUGUUCUGGGUUGCCGUACUUAUUACCAAAUUUGCAUUCAGUUACUUUCUACAGGUUAAGCCCAUGAUCAUUCCAACCAAGAACCUACUGAAUCUUAAGAAUGUGAAUUACGAAUGGCAUGAAUUUUUCAACAGCAGCAACAGGUUUGCUGUCGGGCUGUUAUGGCUUCCUGUGGUAUGCAUAUACCUAUUGGAUUUGCAGAUUUGGUAUUCAAUAUACUCCUCGUUCGUUGGUGCAGGCAUUGGAUUGCUAGAACAUAUAGGUGAGAUACGAAAUAUGCAACAGUUGAGAUUGAGAUUUCAGUUCUUUGCAAGUGCAAUUCAGUUCAAUCUGAUGCCUGAGGAACAACUGCUGAAUACAAGGGGAACUCUGAAGAGUAAAUUUCGUGAUGCUGUAAACCGUCUGAAACUUAGAUAUGGACUGGGCACUCCGUUUAAGAAGCUUGAAUCUAAUCAAAUAGAAGCAAACAAGUUUUCUUUGAUAUGGAAUGAGAUCAUAAAUGUUUUUCGAGAAGAAGAUAUCAUUAGUGAUAGGGAGCUUGAGCUUUUAGAGCUUCCUCCGAAUACUUGGAAUGUAAGUGUAAUCCGAUGGCCUUGUGUUCUCCUUUCUAACGAGCUGUUACUCGCUCUUGGUCAAGCUAGAGAGCUGAUAGACGCACCCGACAAGUGGAUUUGGUAUAAGAUGAGUAAAAACGAGUACAGGAGUUGUGCUAUAACCGAAGCCUACGAAAGCGUCAAACACUUGCUGCUCGAGAUUGUCAAAAGGAAUACAGAGGAACACUCGAUCGUGACAGUCUAUUUCCAAACGAUCGACAACUCGAUCCAGAUUGAGAAGUUCAAUAAGAUGUUUAAUCUUAAGGCACUGCCGCAAAUCCAUGGGAAGUUGAAAACUCUUCUCGAGAUUCUGGUGAAGCCUAAGAAAGACGUCAGCAAAGUUGUUAAUACCUUACAAGCACUCUAUGAGGUAGCUGUACGUGACUUUUAUAAGGGAGUGGGAAGCAUCGAUCAGCUGAGGGAGGACGGAUUAGCCCCUCGUAACCCAGACUCAAGCGAGGGUGGUCUUCUUUUCGAAAACGCAGUUGUAUUGCCUGAUAUCACAGACGAAGCCUUUUAUCGACAGGUCAGACGUUUACACACACUUCUUUCGUCGAACGAUUCGAUGCAUAAUAUACCAAUGAAUCUCGAGGCCAGGCGACGUAUUGCUUUCUUCAGUAACUCUCUUUUCAUGAACAUACCUCACGCCCCUCAAGUCGAGAAAAUGAUGACUUUCAGUGUGCUGACUCCCUACUACAAUGAAGAGGUGUUGUAUAAUAAGGAACAGCUCCGAACCGAGAAUGAAGAUGGGGUUUCCACGUUGUAUUACCUGCAGACGAUCUACGCAGAUGAAUGGAAGAAUUUUCUGGAGCGAAUGCGACGAGAGGGAAUGGCAAAUGAUAAUGAAAUAUAUGCGGAAAGGAUUAGAGACCUUAGACUUUGGGCAUCGUUUAGAGGCCAGACUCUCUCACGAACUGUUCGGGGAAUGAUGUACUACUAUCGGGCUCUCAAGAUGCUGGCUUUUCUUGACUCUGCAUCUGAGAUGGACAUUCGAGAAGGAUCUCGCGACCUUGCUUCCGAGGUGCGAAGAAAUGGUAGCAUGGAUCGGUUUAGUUCCGAAAGACAACCUUCGACAAGGAGUUUGAGUAGAACAGACAGCGCCGUUAGUAUGUUGUUCAAAGGCCAUGAGCAUGGGACUGCAUUAAUGAAAUACACUUACGUUGUUGCCUGCCAGAUAUAUGGGAGUCAAAAAGCGAAAAAAGAUCCUCGUGCAGAAGAAAUCUUAUGCCUGAUGAAGGAAAAUGAAGCUCUCCGAGUGGCCUAUGUUGACGAGGUCUCCUCAGGGAGGGAAGGGAAAGAGUACUACUCUGUUCUCGUGAAGUAUGAUCAAGAGCUCGGGAGGGAAGUGGAGAUUUAUCGGGUAAGGUUACCGGGUCCUUUGAAGCUCGGGGAGGGUAAGCCCGAGAAUCAAAAUCACGCCCUUAUCUUCACUCGUGGCGAUGCAGUUCAAACCAUUGAUAUGAACCAAGAUAAUUAUUUCGAGGAGGCUCUAAAGAUGCGGAAUUUGUUGGAGGAGUAUAAGCGCACUUAUGGUAUCCGAAAGCCCACUCUGUUAGGUGUUCGUGAGCAUAUUUUUACCGGUUCGGUUUCAUCUCUCGCUUGGUUUAUGUCUGCCCAGGAAACGAGUUUCGUCACGUUGGGGCAGCGUGUAUUGGCUAACCCUUUGAAAGUACGAAUGCACUAUGGCCACCCCGAUGUGUUCGACCGGUUCUGGUUUCUGACUCGUGGAGGGAUAAGUAAAGCUUCGAGGGUGAUCAAUAUAAGCGAGGACAUUUUCGCUGGCUUCAACUGCACUUUAAGAGGCGGAAACGUCACCCAUCACGAGUACAUUCAGGUUGGUAAAGGAAGGGAUGUGGGUUUAAAUCAAAUAUCCAUGUUUGAGGCGAAGGUUGCAAGUGGGAACGGUGAGCAAGUGCUUAGCCGAGAUGUGUAUCGGUUGGGACACAGGCUGGAUUUCUUCCGAAUGUUAUCGUUCUUCUAUACGACUGUCGGUUUCUUUUUCAACACCCAUAUGGUGAUUCUCACUGUUUAUGUUUUCCUUUGGGGUAGACUUUAUCUAGCUUUAAGUGGGUUGGAAGCUUCUGCUUUGGCAAGCGAUACCAACAGCAACAAAGCGCUCGCCACAAUUUUGAACCAGCAGUUCAUCAUUCAACUCGGAGUAUUCACAGCCUUGCCUAUGAUCGUCGAAAAUUCUCUCGAGCACGGUUUCCUUGGAUCCAUUUGGGAUUUCAUAACGAUGAUGCUUCAGCUUUCGUCGGUUUUCUACACGUUCUCGAUGGGAACUCGCGCUCAUUACUUCGGCAGGACUAUUCUUCAUGGUGGCGCAAAAUACAGGGCGACUGGGCGUGGGUUCGUGGUGGAGCAUAAGCGUUUUGCUGAGAAUUAUAGGCUUUACGCUCGCAGUCACUUUGUGAAGGCAAUCGAAUUGGGACUCAUACUCAUCGUUUAUGCUUGUUACAGCCCCAUAGCUAAGGGCACGCUCGUCUACAUAGCGUUGACAAUCACAAGUUGGUUCUUGGUAGUAUCGUGGAUCAUGGCUCCUUUCGUAUUCAAUCCUUCUGGAUUUGAUUGGCUGAAGAAUGUUUACGACUUCGAUGAUUUCAUGGCCUGGAUAUGGAACCGUGCCGGUGUGUUUUCGAAAUCCGAGCAAAGUUGGGAAAGAUGGUGGUACGAAGAGCAAGAUCAUCUGAGGACAACGGGGUUCUUGGGUAAAGUACUGGAAAUUGCCUUAGACUUACGAUUCUUCUUCUUCCAGUAUGGAAUAGUCUACCAGCUAGGUAUCUCAAACCACAGUAAAAGCGUGGCGGUUUAUCUACUCUCUUGGAUCUGUGUGAUUGUGGCUGUCGUAGUUUAUUUGAUAAUCGCAUAUGCCCGUGACAAAUACGCUGCAAAAGCCCAUGUAUAUUAUCGGCUGGUGCAGUUCCUGCUUAUUAUUUCUGGCGUGCUCGUGAUCGUGGCCUUGUGGGAGUUCACCUCUUUCAAAUUCUUGGAUCUGUUCACGAGUAUGCUGGCGUUUCUCCCUACUGGAUGGGGUUUCAUUUUGAUUGCUCAAGUGUUUCGCUCCUUCUUAGAGAAAACAUUUAUCUGGAAGAUUGUAGUUUCUGUUGCCAGACUGUAUGAUAUCAUGUUUGGAGUAAUUGUUCUUGUACCUGUGGCUAUAUUAUCAUGGGCGCCUGGUUUCCAGUCAAUGCAGACCAGGAUUCUGUUCAAUGAUGCAUUCAGUAGGGGUCUGCAAAUUUUCCAGAUUGUGACUGGCAAGAAAUCAAAGGCCGAUUUGUGAUUCUCAAGCAGCUACUCAACUUGAAAUCAGAGUCAAGAGGAGGCGCGAUACUUGUUUCAUAGAGAGAUCUAGUUGGUGUUAUUGUAGAGGAGGAUGAGAUACGUGUAUAUGUUGUCAUGACGCCAAUUUACUUUGGAUAGAAAAACAUAUCAUUUGUUUUACUCGGUUUUUACCCAUUUCAUCAUUUGUCUUACUUUGAUUGAUGUUGUAAUUAGUCAAUUUUACUGGUACUGUGUUUAUCAUGUAAGUUUAGACUGGCUAUUGUUUACAAAAUUGAUGUAAUUUUCAUA